Molecule: messenger RNA, 2073 nt
Organism: Scheffersomyces amazonensis
Lineage: Eukaryota; Fungi; Ascomycota; Pichiomycetes; Serinales; Debaryomycetaceae
Gene: TRP2
Product: anthranilate synthase
Exons: 1
Coding region: 209-1771 (520 amino acids)
Biological process (GO): L-tryptophan biosynthetic process
Molecular function (GO): anthranilate synthase activity
Source: RefSeq, a predicted model, not a curated record
UAUAUAUAAUAUUUAACCGCUAAUAUCGCGAUCCUGCAUCUUAAAUUUUUCACUCAAAAAUUUUUGAAAGCCCAUACCCUCUGAGUCACCAUAGGUUUAGCAAUAAAAUAAACCCCUUACCAAUUCCCAUAAUUCUGUAUAUAGAUAUGGUUGUAAGUAUAAUAUAACAUUUUGGCUAGUGUAGUAAUCGAACCCAUUUUGUACUAACAUGUUAAAUAAGUCAACAAUUCAACCUUCAUUGGAAGCAUUAGGUGCGAAUAUUACAUCUCAUCAACAUGAUGAUAGUGAAGUUCAACCAAAUUUAUAUCCUAUUUAUAAGUAUGUAGCUAAUGAUGAAUUAACUAUUCAUCAAGCAUAUUUAAGAUUAAGUAAAUUAAAUGAAAUCAAUCGUUCACCAUCAUUUUUAUUUGAAUCUUCAGUAAAAGGUGAUACAGUUGAUAGAUAUUCAUUUAUAGGUAUUAAUCCAGCCAAAAUUAUAAAGACUGGUGAUAAUAUUAAAAUUUUUAGUAAUGAAUUUCUUAAUGUUGAUCCAAUAACUAUUCUUGAAAAAGAAUUAAAUAAUUAUCGUCAAGCACAAUUACCAGGUUUACCUAAAUUUAGUGGAGGUGCAACUGGUUAUAUUUCUUAUGAUUGUGUUAAAUAUUUUGAACCAAAAACUAAGAGACCUUUAAAAGAUGUAUUAGAAUUACCUGAAGCAGUACUAAUGUUAUGUGAUUUAGUGAUAGCUUAUGAUCAUGUUUAUCAAAGAUUUCAAAUCAUUAAUAAUAUUCACAUUUCUGAAUCAACUAAUCUUGAAAGUGCAUAUUUAAAAGCUGUUAAAGAAAUUGAACAAGUUGAACAUCUUUUAUUAGAUAAAAAUGUUACUAAUGAACAAAUUAAUCCAAUUCAACCACCUAUUAAACUUAAUCAAACAUUUACUUCAAAUAUCGGUCAAGCUGGUUAUGAAAGUCAUGUUUCAACUUUAAAGAAUCAUAUUUUAAAAGGUGAUAUCUUUCAAGCAGUUCCAUCUCAAAGAGUUGCUAGACCAACUUCAUUACAUCCAUUCAAUAUAUAUCGUCACUUAAGAACAGUUAAUCCAUCACCAUAUUUAUUUUAUGUUGAUUUAAUUGAUUUUCAAAUUAUUGGAGCUUCACCAGAAUUAUUAGUUCAAUCAGAUAAUAAAGGUAGAGUUGUAACUCAUCCAAUUGCUGGUACUAUUCAAAGAGGUAAAACUAAUGAAGAAGAUGAAGCUAAUGCAGAAAUAUUAAGAUCAAGUUUAAAAGAUAGAGCUGAACAUAUUAUGUUGGUUGAUUUAGCUCGUAAUGAUGUUAAUAGAGUUUGUACACCAGAAAGUAAUAAAGUUGAUAGACUUUUAACUAUUGAAAGAUUUUCUCAUGUUAUGCAUUUAGUUUCUGAAGUUAGUGGUACUUUAAGAAAAGAUAAAACAAGAUUUGAUGCAUUUAGAUCAAUAUUUCCUGCUGGUACUGUUAGUGGAUCACCAAAAGUUAGAGCUAUGCAACUUAUUGGAGAAUUAGAAAAGGAAAAAAGAGGAGUUUAUGCUGGAGCUGUUGGACAUUGGGGGUAUGAUGGUAAAACUAUGGAUACUUGUAUUGCAUUGAGAACCAUGGUAUAUAAGGAUGGAGUUGCCUAUUUACAAGCUGGAGGAGGUAUUGUAUUUGAUAGUGAUGAGUAUGAUGAAUACAUUGAGACUAUGAAUAAAAUGAAAUCCAACAAUAAUACCAUUGUGGAAGCUGAAAAGGUUUGGGCUGAAAGAGUUGGUAUUGAUAAUUAAAGUAAACUAAACUAAACUAAAGUAAAGUAAAGUAAAUAGUAUGACCCUGUAGGGUUUGUGUCUUAACUAUGUAGAUUACGAUUAUAGAUGAAGACAUUCAAAACAUUAUUGUAGAGGCUGGCACCUACGCUAUUUUGACUCGCCUAAUUUAGUGUGUGAAUGUAGCACAAGUACAGAGUCACUACUUAACAUACAAACAAAUAAACAAAUAAAUAAAUAGAUAACUCAUUAUUUCUACCCCAUAUACACAGUACAUACACUACAUAACCAUCUCUAUUAAUCAAUGACUUUUUCCUAGUUAC